Molecule: messenger RNA, 1551 nt
Organism: Aspergillus affinis
Lineage: Eukaryota; Fungi; Ascomycota; Eurotiomycetes; Eurotiales; Aspergillaceae
Product: glutathione synthetase
Exons: 1
Coding region: 1-1551 (516 amino acids)
Biological process (GO): glutathione biosynthetic process
Cellular component (GO): cytosol
Molecular function (GO): glutathione binding; ATP binding; glutathione synthase activity
Source: RefSeq, a predicted model, not a curated record
AUGGCCCUCGACGGCGACCUCGAAUACCCUCCGCGUCUGUCCGAGGAAGCCGGUCUGUCGCUGGUCUCGCAGAUCCUAGACUGGCAGAUCAACCAUGGCUCUCUCCUCAAGCGCAUCGACUCGCAGACCGACCAUAGCGUCCUGACCUACCCCAUCGGUGUCGCCGUCUUCCCCACCCUCUUUCCGCGCCGUCUGUUCGACCAUGCCUUGCGCCUACAAUCCAUCUACAAUGAACUCUACUGCCGGGUCGCUGAAGAUGAGGGGUGGAUCUCUGGGGUCAUCCGGGACUUGCUCCCUGUCGAUCCCUUGGCUGCGACGCUGUGGGAUAUUCACCAAGAAGUGAAGAAAGCCACUCCUCCGGGGACUGUCCUCUCGGCGGGAAUCUUUCGCUCCGAUUACAUGCUUCAGGGUCCAACCGCUCAGCUGGGCACGGGCUCUGACCGGCCUGCAAAUCUGAGUCUCAGGCAAGUUGAAUUCAACACCUUCUCUUGUGCGGGGGCCGCCCACGCCAACAAGGUCGCGGACAUGCAUCGCUACCUGGCCCGGACGGGCGCUUACAAUGAGGGACGCGAACGUCAGAAUCCUGUCGCCGUGUCCGCCCUUCCCCGAAACGCCAAUAUUGAGUCGCUAGCAGCCUGCCUGUCGGCCGCUCACCUUGCCUACGGACCGAAACGAAGCCGAACCGCGACCGAGACGGCAAUCCUGUUUGUCGUUCAGCCCGACAAUUUCAACAUUGCCGACGAGCGACCCGUGGAAUAUGCGCUGUGGAACCGAGAUCCCUCAAUCCCGGUCUAUCGGACUGACUAUGGCGACGAUCUUCUCCAACGUACCUCCCUGACCGAGUCGCGCGAGUUGCUUUUCCAUCCUCUAGGCCGAAAAGGACCAGCCCUCGAAGUUUCGGUGGUAUAUAUGCGGGCCGGGUACGAGGCGCAGGAGUAUGACGAGGUCGGUAGGCAGGCGCGUUUGCGGCUGGAGCUAUCUGUGGCCGUCAAAUGCCCGUCGCUGCUCGGACACAUUUGCACCUUCAAGAAAGUCCAACAAGCACUCACCUCCCCGGGAGAGCUGGAGCGCUUUCUGUCCCCAGACAAGGCCGCUCUGGUUCGAUCUACCUUCGCUCGGGCCUAUCCACUAGAUGAAUCCGAAGCCGGGUUGUACGGUCGCAGUCUGGCAACCGACCCGCAAACUGCCCAUGGGUAUAUACUAAAGCCAUCCCUGGAAGGCGGCGGCCACAACAUUUUCGGCCCGGCCAUUCCCGCGUUCCUGUCCUCGAUCCCUUCCUCUGCCUGGUGCGCAUACAUUUUGAUGGAGCGAAUUGCGACCCCCCGCGUGCAGAAUAUCUUGUUGUCGGCCUCGGGCCUCGACAUCGGGGGCGUGAUUUCCGAACUAGGUGUCUUGGGCACCUGUUUGUGGAAAAGGGCUCCGGACGGUGUCACCUGCGACAUCCUCCAAAAUACAGUUGCUGGAUGGUCUUUCAAAACGAAGUAUGACUACGUGGACGAGAUGAGCGUGGUGAAGGGAUACGGAUGUUUCGACACCCCCCUACUCAUCUAG